This is a messenger RNA of Branchiostoma belcheri (Belcher's lancelet), 4169 nucleotides long. Its product is annotated as metalloprotease TIKI1-like. The transcript has 8 exons. NCBI's taxonomy places the organism in Eukaryota, Metazoa, Chordata, Leptocardii, Amphioxiformes, Branchiostomatidae. Bases 915 to 2438 code for a protein of 507 amino acids. Gene Ontology annotation, molecular function: metalloendopeptidase activity. The record is from RefSeq and is a predicted model, not a curated record. Gene Ontology annotation, cellular component: membrane. Gene Ontology annotation, biological process: negative regulation of Wnt signaling pathway.
GUAUCGCCUAGAUCUCGUUCCCGUCACCGUUUGACAACACUAUCUUGAUAAAUCGGUUCAUUACGACGUAUAUAAAGCACAAAUGUACAUUCAUCCAGCAAAAACAAUGUUAAUGGUGAUACGUUAUCACAGAGAAAUGCGCUAAUGCCAUUGACAGAAUGUACUUAUCGUAUAGAUUACAUACAUAACUCUGGUCCCAAGAGGGCCAAUAGUUCAAUGACCUCCUGGUGCUAACUAACCUAAACUCAAACCAAAAUGGCCGCCGUCUAAUUUAUAGUUUCGUGGGACUUUCUGUCGAGCUUGUGCUCAAUCAUCGCCGAUAUCUCAGUGCGAAGGGAUUUUGGACCACAUCAGGACGCCGUGUGAGUAAGCGUGAUCAACGACAUGCAUGUGGGAUAUGCAGUUCGCAAUCCGUCCAGUGAUUUUUGGUGACUGCGCUUUCGGCCGGAUUUCCUCGGGUGGCAAAACUAUAACCUCUCCCGCUGCAACUUGAGCUGGGGCCGAGCUCUCUUCGCGGGGCUUCCCUCUAGAUCUGCCGCGCGUCGCUGCGUUAUCUGGGCGUGUAGAGUGAUCGGAGAUGCGACUGGCCCUGAGUCUUUCACCUACUGGACAAGGUACAGAACUGAAGUUUGCCUACUCUGUGGUAAGAUCAACGCGAGUUCUACUACGUACACGGACUACUGCGUACAGUGUCACACAGUCAUGAGAAAAACAGUGUGCCCGUACGAAAACACUUGUUGCUCGUAGACCAUCGUAAGAAAUUCUAGCACAGGAGCGGCGAAUCUGGGCCACUCGCAGUCAGACGUGGGAGUGUUCGCGUUGAAUUCACGAUCUGCCGUUGCAGAGGUUUUCUCGUGAGAGAGAGGUAGAGAGAUCUCGAGCUAGCUGUUGUUGUUGCUGCUCCCCCACCGCCCAUGCUGGUAGCCGCAGGUUUCCCGGAGCUAAGCCUGAGUUCUGCACACAUGUUGUGGUUCAGGCUCGCCGUGCUUCUACAUGUGGUGUGGCAGCUGACCAGUGCCGAGGGGAGCAGGCGCCAGGGACGGAGGGACAGGACAAGCAACUAUCAGCAGGAGGAACCCUGCAAGUACACCAACCAGGAGGAACUGAACUCAUUCCUAUGGACCAUCCAGCGGAAUCCCCCGUCGUAUUUCUUCGGGACGAUCCACGUCCCGUACACACGGGUCUGGGACUUCAUUCCCUCCAACUCCAAGCAGGCCUUUCAUCAGAGUAACCAUGUGUUUGUUGAACUGGACCUGACGGAUCCCUACACUGUCUCAGCCUUGAGUAGCUGUCAGAUGCUUCCUGAAGGAAAAAGUCUGGGCGACGUCCUCCCAGAGGAUAUCUACAGGCGUCUUAAACAGCACUUGAAGUAUGUAAAAAACAUGAUGCCCCUGUGGGUGACAGCUGACCAGCGGGGGAGAGGUCUGUACGCCGACUAUCUCUUCAACGCCAUCACCGGCAACUGGGAGCGCAAACGGCCCGUGUGGGUCAUGCUGAUGGUGAACUCGCUAACGGAGGUGGACGUGCGGACUCGCGGGAUUCCCGUGCUGGACCUGUUCCUGGCACAGGAGGCGGCGCGGCUGAACAAGCGAACAGGUGCCGUGGAGAAGGUGGAGGAACAGUGUAUGCCGCUCAACGGGCUCAACAUCUCACAGGUUUUAUUUGCGCUGAACCAAACGUUGUGGCAGCAGGAGAAUAUCCGCAGCGGUCAGCUUCCCAUGUCCUUCUCUACAGACGACCUGAUCCACCACUACAACUGUGGAGACCUCAACACUAUCAUAUUUGACCACCACACUGCACAGGUGCCCAACCUGUUGAACACCUCCCUGUCCCCUCCUGACUUGGAACAGGCCCAGCAGAUAGACGAGUACUUCAGAACGGAGCUCAUCCUCCUCAGGAACCAGAGAAUGGCAGGCCGGGUCUCCAAGUUACUCCAGGACCAUCCAAACGACAGCUUCUUCUUUGCCUUCGGUGCAGGACACUUCAUAGGAAACAACACUGUGAUAGACCUGCUCAGAAGAAACGGGUUGGACAUAGCUUAUGUGCCGUCUAACGUUACACUCAACACGUCUAACAGUGACCAGUCGGCCACGCCGCCGACCUUCCCCAGUCUCCGCACCCGUCUGACAUCGCUCUUCUGUCCCGACAACAACGGCAAGCCCAGGAACUGCAGGAGGAGACGCAAGAAGCGCAGGAGAAUCCACCGAGAAAACGAGAGACCACGACAGUUCAACGACUUGUGGAUUCGAAUCGAGGAAAGUGAUUCGCCAUCAACAACGAGUCAGAGUCCAACCGAAGUUCCUCCGCGGAGACUGUACUCGCUGCAGAGGGUGUCCUCACGGCGGUCAGUCUCGUCCCACUGCACACACACGUGGUGGCUGCUGACUGUCGUCGCGCUGGCUGCCAUGAGAGGACCUCAUCUUCUUGUUAUGAGAUGAUACCAGGGUUCACAACAAAGUUCUUCCCCUUGAAGGAAGGGCCAUGAUGUGCCACUGUUAAUUUGUCUUGCCACCAAAUUAGGACAUUAUACAAUGUAUAUGUUGUCACAAGUUACAACCCUUCUGUCUAAAUUUUCUGUGCAAAAAUGGUGUGUCCCUGAUUCUCUACCAAGGCCUUGACAACAAGCGUGCGGGUUAGACAAAAUCUUUGCAUGCUGUAUUGCCACACUGCAUGGUUCAGUGUUUGAGGUGCUAAAGGUUUCAUAGGCCAUGUUUCUUUAUGUUACAAAAAAUGACCGAGAACAGCAAAUCAGUAAUAUGAAAAGAAGGAAACAACUGUGCUCCUUAGGAAGCAAGUUUAAACUGUAAUUUCCUACACAAGAAAUUGGAUUGUACAAGUCCAGUCUUUGUUAAGGAAUGAGCAAUGUACAGUUGACUUACAUGACUUGUUGAGCAGUGGAUCAUACAUGUAGGUUGUAGAAAGUCUGUGGCACCCCCCCCCCAAGCUUCUGCAAGCUAUAAUCUACUGCUCUCCCAGUCACGUGUGUCACCUGCACAAUUUGACGUCACAAAAGUGGUGGAUUGCUUACUAGUAUUCCUUGACAAAGUCCAAUUUCUUGUGUUAGAAAUUACAUUUAAAGCUUGCUUCAUAAUGACUUCUACCAACACAGAUGCACUUUCUAGAUAACUGUGCUUCAUGUUUUAAUCUUGUGUGAUCUACAUUGGCCGUUGGAGAAUAGACAUUGACAGUGGAAUAGGAGAUUGUAAAAGUAUGCUAAAUGUUAGCUUUAUCACAUGCUGGUGCACCUGUGCAACACAUCCUUAUGAAGCUGGUGUCUUACACAGGAGUAUAUCUGAACAUUACCUCAACCUGGUGCUUUUAAAAAACGUUUUGCGUUUCAUCCUUUAGUUUGGCACAUUUUCAAGCAUCACAGCCAAAACAACAUUUAUGGGACCAAAACAAUCGUCAGUAACCUUGUAGAUUAAACUUAGUGUUUGUGUUAUAAUAUAUAAGUUGUCACAUCUGGUUCACUUGGCAGCUGCUUAGCAAGAAAAGUGGCUGACGGAAGUGUUUCCAAAUUGUAAAUAGUUCAUUGUAGAUUAAGUAUGAAUGUACAUACAUGUACCAACUGCCAUGAACCAAGUCUUUACCAAUAUCACUGCCUCUGUACUCAUAUUAAAGUAUGUAUGGUAUUGUAUUUUUAUAUACCUGUGUAUCUAAUGAGUAAUAUCUACUUUUUAUACCCAUUUUUGAAUCAAUGUAAUAUAAAUCAUACAUCAGGAAAGUUUUCUAGUAUUGCCAUUGCCAAAAUUGUAUUGAAUUGUAACCAUUGUUAUGGGCCUACAUGUGUCGCUGUCAAUGUAUGUCAGUACAAGACUGGCGAUUAGUAUUCUAUACAUUUAAAAAAGUGAUUAUAUUUUGGACACAAAUUCAUUUGUAUACAUGUAACGUUAUGUAUCUUACUGAGCUGUACAGGUAGUUACAUACACCCAUAUGUUCUGACUCCCCUAUGUUGCAAAACCCCUAUGUUUCGACAGCUCAUCCUAUGUUCUGACAACCCUGUGUUGGAACAUAGGGGUGUCGGAACAAAUGGGUGUUGGAACAUACGGCGAACCCCAUAUACAUUUGGUAAGAGACCAUAGACCAUAGUGCCAAUUGAGCUUUACCAUGUAUUUCUGAUGCCACAAUAGGACACUAUAUUUAUGUUAAUGUUUACAGGAUUAAAUUUU